CCGCUACAGCCCAGACUUUUGUCCCUAACAAGUUUCCGUCCCUGUGUUAUUACCUCAGUGUCUGGGACAUCGGCUCUGAGAGAAGGACCAGGAUGACUACAGCAGCACGGCCAACAUUUGAGCCUGCUCGAGGUGGGCGGGGCAAAGGAGAGGGCGAUCUGAGUGCUCUCUCUAAACAGUACUCCAGCAGAGACCUGCCAGGACACACCAAGAUCAAAUACAGACAGCCCACUCAGGAUGCUCCUGAGGAAGUGCGUGCUCGUGAUUUUAGGCGGGAGCUGGAGGAGAGAGAGAGGGCAGUCGUCAAAAACAGAGAGAGAGGAGCAAGAGAACACACCUCUUCUUCCUCCUCCUCUUCCUCAUCUAAGCGCCCAAGACUUGAUCAGAUACCUGCUGCAAACCUGGACGCAGAUGACCCUCUCACUGAUGAGGAUGAGGACUCUGACUCCGCCUCUGACAGUGAUGAUGACACUGCAGCCCUGCUGGCCGAACUUGAGAAAAUCAAGAAGGAAAGAGCAGAGGAGCAGGAGAGGAAGGAGCGGGAGCAGAAAGCGGAGGAGGAGAGAAUUCGGAUGGAGAACAUUCUGAGUGGAAAUCCACUUCUGAACCUCGCUGGACAACAAACACAGACACAGAAUACCUUCAGGGUAAAACGCAGGUGGGACGAUGAUGUUGUCUUUAAAAACUGUGCCAAAGGUGUGGACGAGUCUCGUAAGGAGAAGCGCUUUAUUAAUGACACUCUACGCUCUGAAUUCCACAAAAAGUUUAUGGAGAAAUAUGUCAAAUAACCCACAUGACCUUUAACCUUUUAUUGUUUUACAUUAUUCUGAUGAUUUCUGGUUUAUUUUGUUGGUUAUUGUGUGUAAUUAAAGCCUUUGAUCUCUA
Molecule: messenger RNA, 885 nt
Organism: Tachysurus vachellii
Lineage: Eukaryota; Metazoa; Chordata; Actinopteri; Siluriformes; Bagridae
Gene: cwc15
Product: CWC15 spliceosome associated protein homolog
Exons: 7
Coding region: 93-788 (231 amino acids)
Biological process (GO): mRNA cis splicing, via spliceosome
Cellular component (GO): catalytic step 2 spliceosome
Molecular function (GO): RNA binding
Source: RefSeq, a predicted model, not a curated record